This is a messenger RNA of Peronospora matthiolae, 1704 nucleotides long. The record is from the annotation of a GenBank genome assembly. Lineage: Eukaryota; Oomycota; Peronosporomycetes; Peronosporales; Peronosporaceae.
AUGAGCCCUGAUGUCACCUGCUCUGCUGGCUCGACUAGCUCCGCCUCCGUCGAUCAUCGAGCGGAAUCCCUUCGUCAAGAAGGUAACGACGCAUUCAAGCGUCAACACUUUGACCAAGCAAAAGCCCUGUAUUCCCAAGCUCUUGCAUUGCAACCUCGCAAUCACUUCCUCUAUGGGAAUCGAUCAGCAGCGUGCUACCAUCUAAACGAGCUCCAAAACGCACUUGCAGACGCUGAACAGGCCAUCGCUAUUUCUCCGGGGUGGCCGAAAGGGUAUCUGAGAAAAGCGGCGGCCUGCGAAGCAUUACAGCGUCCAGGCGACGCUAUUGACGCUUUUCAAACGUUGUUGUAUUUCGAUCCAACACACUUGACUUCAGUAUCGAAAAAUCACAUCACGAAACGAAUGAGGGACCUAAAACAGCGUCUUUAUGCCGAACACAAGGGAAUCUUCGAACAGCCGAAGAACGUGUCGGAGAUCCAUAUGGAAAAAAAGAACGAUCCGAGCCGGACAGAAAAGACGACGCAGCGGUCGUGGCAACUGAUGUUACGAAAGUUACUGAGUGGGUGUAACAAACAAGGAGUAAAUCGUCAAGGCGAGCGUGUGGUUCUAGAUGACGGCGUGUUUGCCAAAUUACUGAAUGAGCAUGAAUUCCAGCAACUGAUUUACCCGGGUAUUCCAUCGGACCAAUUAAAGCAUGCGCCAAGAAAUCUCCAAACGCUGUUGGAAGACCCGUGGUACGAACAGGAGCUCUUGGCUCUGAUGCCAAAAGUGCAAGCGAAAGCAGCAAGUGUGUUGACAAAUGUCAAGCAACGAGGGGCAGAACAAGGCGAUGUCAUGGAUAUGACGACAGAACGUAUGCUCAUGCCACAAGUGCUGCAAGAAGCUUUUGGCCGAGAAGUUCUGGCAAUGGUGCAUCGUGUGAAUCAUCAGAAACACGUCCGGUUGGCAAAUGACGCGAGGUUGCUCGCUGAUCCGAAUUCGGACUUUGCUACUUGGGAUCAGCUCGAUGACGACUUUCUGGACGAAUUGUUGCUUGACAAGAACAACAACGUACGUGGUACGGCAGUUAUGGACGAUUUUAUGGGCGAAGACUGGACGCAGUUGCUCCUCAAUGACGUGGCAAGAAUGGCCAAUAAUGGUCUGUUGAUGACUACGAUACCACAUAUUGACGUGAAGCACGUGUUGUGUCAGCAGCAGAGAGGACGGCGUAAGAAUACGCUACCAGGAGCAAAACUUCGCUUCGUGGACUAUCAAAGCUGCGUCGUAGAGUACCCAGCGCUGGCCGAGGUGAUCGAGAAGAUGCAUGCUUUGCCUUACGAGAUCAACAAGAAGCGGAUGAACCAGGUGCGACUAUGUGCGCGAUUUGUACACAGCACUGCUGUUCACCAGCUACCAGCCGGACAUCACCAACCUCUUCGUCUCGAUUGUGGCGGCGGUGACCAGGACAACGGGUUUAAGUUGACGUGCACGUACUUUUUCAACAACGUGCAAUUACAUGAGAGGAAGGCAUCGGGUACGAAACGAACAUGUUUGCAACUCCGAACAGCGCUACUUGAGGAUGCUCCGGUGAGGCAGGUUGAUCCAAAAGCGGAUCGCUUGGUCAUUUUUCAAAGCCAAUCAGUAUUCAACGAGAUCAUCAACGUCCCGAAUGGCGAAAACUUGUUCUACCUGACUUUUUGGAUCCACGGACAAGCCCAGCCGUAG